Molecule: messenger RNA, 210 nt
Organism: Hemibagrus wyckioides
Lineage: Eukaryota; Metazoa; Chordata; Actinopteri; Siluriformes; Bagridae
Gene: gngt2b
Product: guanine nucleotide binding protein (G protein), gamma transducing activity polypeptide 2b
Exons: 2
Coding region: 1-210 (69 amino acids)
Biological process (GO): G protein-coupled receptor signaling pathway
Cellular component (GO): heterotrimeric G-protein complex
Molecular function (GO): G-protein beta-subunit binding
Source: RefSeq, a predicted model, not a curated record
AUGGCUCGGGACAUGUCUGAUAAGGACAUCAUGAAAAUGGAGCUGGAGCAGCUGCAGGUGGAAGUUAACAACACCCGGAUUGCAAUUUCAACAACUGCCCCUGAGAUUAUCUCCUUUAUUGAGGCCCAGUCUGCAGAAGACCCUUUAAUCAAAGGAGUUCCUGAAGACAAGAACCCCUUUAAGGAGAAAGGAGGUUGUGUUAUUACAUAG